AUGCCCCUCGUCGUCCCCGGCAUUAACUCGAAAGACUCGUCAUCCACAGACUCGUGGAUGUCGAAGCUGGUGGGCAAACAACUCUCAGACAAGACCAACGAGACGAGUUUCGCGAAGAAGGAUCUGCCGCAGAACCACCGUGUCGUCGAGGAAGGCGGGUUUUUGACCAUGGACCACAACCCUGAUAGACUCAACGUCCACGUUGACAAGGACGGGACAGUGAAGAAGGUCACUCAUGGAUAA
Molecule: messenger RNA, 243 nt
Organism: Capronia epimyces CBS 606.96
Lineage: Eukaryota; Fungi; Ascomycota; Eurotiomycetes; Chaetothyriales; Herpotrichiellaceae
Exons: 2
Coding region: 1-243 (80 amino acids)
Source: RefSeq, a predicted model, not a curated record